AUGAGGCGCUGUCGAAGGCAGUUCCUGAGUUUUGACUACGAUGAAGGGGGACAUCGAAAUCAUGUUCAAAAAGGCGAAAGAGCGAACCUCCGACGGAGAAGAAACGACUCGGACGAGGACGAGCAGCUCUACGCCGGCCAGACGUGCGGGCCUGUGGUGGAGGAGAUCCCGUUCAUGGAGACCAGCUUCGCAGCAGUCCGCCGCCGAGAUCCCAGCAUGGCAACAACGGCUUCCAACAUAAUAAUAUUAAUCAUUAAUUUAAAACCAAUCAAAAAUGAAAGAAAGAAAUUCAAAGAAAUAUGCCCUCCUCCUGCUGCCAUUGCGGCGCCGUCGAAGGCCAGUUUGCUGAGUUUUGACGACGAUGAAGAGGGAUCCGAGGUGUUCAGGGUGAAGAAAUCGAAUUACAGCAAGAAGAUUGUCAAACAGUUGAAGAAGGAAUAUAAGGAGGACUUGGAAAAGACCGGCCCUGUGAAACAGGAGCCUAGUUCAGAUGGCCCAUUAUUGCCCCCUAUGAUGAUCAAAGAGGAGCCCCGCAGCACGGUGGGAGGUGACCAAGGGGUGCAGGAGAUGGAGUUGGACGGCAUUGAGGUCCACGAAGAAGAGGCUCCCAGGGGCUUAGUCUCCCAGGGACAUGCCCCUGUCGUCAAGGGAAACGUCAUGGCGGGUUCCUUCAACACCCUGUCGUCCCUUAGCAGCCUCAGGCCAGGGGAGAUCCCGGACGCCGCGUUCAUCCACGCGGCACGGAAACGGCGCCAGCUCGCCAGGGAGCUGGGCGGCGAGCCCCCCCUGGUGGAGACAGACGCCCCAAGAAGCGGCUGACCGCGCGAGGAUGAGGAAGAGCAGGACGGCAGCGACGACGAGGACGACAAGAGGAUCAACUUCAGCGGUGUGAAGAACAAGAGCCAGCGCAGAAGAUCGCAGAGGAGAUAGGCAUCGAGGGCAAGUGACGACGAGGCUCUGGAUACGGGCCACGACGAGGAGCUGAGCCGCUGGGAGCAGGAGCAGAUCCGGAAGGGGAUCAGCAUACCACAGGUGCAGAGCAACCCCCCAGAGGACAACACGGCCUACUACCAGAACAGCUACGAGACGCAGCCCUACGGUGCCUCCUACAACAUGCCCUACACCUACAGCACCGUGGACGCCCGCCGUGGCCGGCCGCCCCUAGUCAGCGGGCCCGUCCCCUACAGCGGCCCCGCUGCGGAGCUGGCCCCGGUCUCCUCCGAUCUGGUAAAGAAACGCCUACGGGACAGGCUGGGCCAAAUGCGCACAGGCCACGAGGCUAACGCCAAGCGCUACGAUCAGAUCGUCGACGAGCUCACCGCCUCCGACUCGGCCAUACACCGCCUGGAGGGCUCGUCCAAUGACAAUGCAGAACAAUAUAAAUUCUUGCAGGAGAUGCGAGGGUAUGUUGGAGACUUGCUUGAGUGUUUCGGUGAAAAGGUGCCCACCAUCCUGGAGCUGGAGUCGGCCAUGCACCAGUUACUAAGGCAACGGGCCGCGCGUCUCGUCCAGAGAAGACAGGAUGAUAUAAAAGAUGAAUCGGCGGAGUUUGCAAGCCUUUCAAGCAAAGCCGUCAUGGCACCCAGCCUCGACUCGUUCGGCAGGGACCGCACUGCCUACCAGGAGCACGCACGCCAGCGCAGGAUAGCCGAGCGAGAGGCCCGCCGGACUCGCAGGCGGCAGGCCCGGGAGCAGGACGGAAAGAGGGCGGAGCACCGCGAAGGCCUGUCCUCGGACGAUGAGGAGACGUCCACCGACAUCACCAGCUUCGACACGGAGAGAGAUCGUAUUGUGCGGGAAUGUAAGAAGGUGUUUGAGGACGCGGUGGAAGACUUCCACUCCCUGGACUUUAUCAAGGCACGCUUCGAGGUGUGGCGGCGGGACUAUGUCCAGUGUUACAGAGAGGCCUACAUCGGCUUGUGUCUCCCCAAACUCUUCAACCCGCUGGUCCGACUGCAGCUCAUAACCUGGAGCCCCCUACAGGCGGAGUGUGCCAACUUUGAGUACAUGCUGUGGUUUGAGUCCCUGCUGUUCUACGGCUGUGAGGAGCAGGGGCCUUUACGGGCCGGAGACGUGGACGUCAACCUGCUGCCCGCCAUCGUGGAGAAGGUGCUGAUCUCCAAGCUGUCGGUGUUGGCGGAGCAGGUGUGGGACCCCCUGUCCAGCAGCCAGACGGCCAGGCUGGUGGGCUUCAUACGCAGGCUGACCAGGAGCUACCCCACGGUGCUGCACGGGGACAACCGCUACACCGAGGAGCUGCUGAAGGCCGUGCUCCUCAGGACCCGACGCUCCCUGGACGAAGACGUCUUCCUGCCUCUCUAUCCCAAGAAUGUCCUAGAGAAUAAGAACGGUGGACCCUACCUAUUCUACGAGAGACAGUUCUGGUCCUGUGUAAAGCUCCUUGGCAACAUCCUGCAGUUUGAGGGCAUCCUAUCCAGCUCGUGUGUGCGGGAGCUCGCCCUGGACAGCACGUUGAACCGCUACAUCCUCUCUGCCCUGCAGACCACCGACUCCACGGACGACAGCGUGCUCAAGUGCCAGCAGCUGGUUCAGUGUUUCCCCGCCCAGUGGUUCACGGGGAUGACGGGCCAGAAGACGCUGCCUCAGCUGGAGCCGCUGUGCCGCUACCUGACGCACGUGGCCAGCACGCUGUACCGCGGCAGCCUGGCCGCCUCGGACCUGGAGCGCCGCUCACUAAAGGAUCAGAUCAAAGAGGUGGUGAAGAUGCUGGGACAGAUGAACGCACUGGACCACAUCAUCACCGUGGCAACGGAACACGGCAUUAAGGACAUCAAACCUCUGCUGGAAGCCAAGUAGUCGAGGACCGCUUACGGAUCCCUACUUGGAGGCGUUUGGAGCACUUAAUCCUUAUUCCUAGGAAGUGUAAACCAACGACGAACAUUGAUGUAAAUGGUGUGAAUAAUUGUACAUUGUGUGAAGGGGAGGGAGGGGCAUGAGAGUGUGUCCUUUUGGAUUAAGACAGAUUUUUAUUUGAGAUCUUGUAGUUUUUGGGUUCACUUCAAAGAGUAUUUGUUGAAAGACUACGGACUGGACUACGUAAUCCAAAACAUGGAAGAAAUUCGGGAAAAGAAGCAAACACCAUGAAGUCCUGCAUUUUGUUACCCGCGUUGAUUCUUCAGAACUACUCUUUUAAAUGCAUCACAUUAACGCUCCACUUUUGCUGGCUGUACAAAUGCGAAUCCACACAAAGCUCCAUGGGUCUUGCCUGCGUUUGCCAUUUUUCUGUUUGUGCCAUCAGAGGAAGGCUCGAACAUCUCAUCUUCUUGUAACUUCAGAGAAUGGAGUUACACUCUGGACACCAUUUUUUGGGGUUCAUGUAAUUUCAUCCUUCAGCUUCGUACUCAUGUUUGAAUUUUAAUUGACUGAAUAAAAAAUGGAUAUCACAACUUU
Gadus morhua (Atlantic cod) is the source of this 3411-nucleotide messenger RNA. It is a transcript of the gene paxbp1, whose product is annotated as PAX3 and PAX7 binding protein 1. Lineage: Eukaryota; Metazoa; Chordata; Actinopteri; Gadiformes; Gadidae. Gene Ontology annotation, cellular component: nucleus. The record is from RefSeq and is a predicted model, not a curated record. Gene Ontology annotation, biological process: positive regulation of transcription by RNA polymerase II; mRNA splicing, via spliceosome. Gene Ontology annotation, molecular function: DNA binding.